AUGGAGAUCAUUCUGAAUGUGAUAGAACCAUUCCACCUCCUUGUUGGAGCAGAAAUGAUGGAUGACCUAAAAUACCCUUUACAAGACAACAUUGUACCCAUUUGGGCUGUCCUAAUUAUUGCAAUAUUAUUGCCACUUGUGGUCAUACUCAUAUAUUACUUUAUCAGAAAGGAUGUUUAUGAUCUUCAUCAAGCCGUGCUAGGUCUUCUAUUUUUAGUACUUGUUACAGGAGUUUUGACUGAUGCAAUCAAAGAUGUAGUUGGGAGACCUCGUCCUGACUUUUUCUGGCUUUUCUUUCCUGAUGACAAGGGGUUUUUUGAUCCCGUUACAUGUAAUGUGAUGUGUAUUGGAUUAAAAUCCAUUAUCAAAGAAGGACACAAAAGCUUCCCGAGUGGACACACGUCUUGGUGCUUUGCUGGACUUGGUUUUCUCUCAUGGUACACAGCUGGAAAAAUCAGGGCAUUUGACCAAAGAGGCCACGUGGCAAAGCUUUGCAUCAUUGUCUUCCCUUUUCUCAUUGCAACUUUAGUUGGUGUCUCACGUGUUGAUGACUAUUGGCAUCAUUGGCAAGAUGUUGUAGCCAAGAUACAUUCAGGUUGCAGCCAAUAUUCGGAAACGAGGAGUGUGAAUGGAAAUUUCCUCAUGAAACUCUGCUUUAAGUCAAUCUUCUUCAUACUUUUCCUUCUACCUCUAUCUUCAACUGAUUUAAACUUAGAUAAACAAGCGCUUUUAGCUUUUUCCAAUUCUGUCCCUCAUGGCCCAAAGCUCAACUGGAACAACAACACUGAAAUCUGCAAUUCAUGUGUAGGCAUACACUAUACUUCAGAUGGGACUUGUGUCUUUGCCCUUCGAAUUCCUGCAAUUGGGCUCAAAGGCCCAAUUUAA
This is a messenger RNA of Lactuca sativa (garden lettuce), 885 nucleotides long. The record is from RefSeq and is a predicted model, not a curated record. NCBI's taxonomy places the organism in Eukaryota, Viridiplantae, Streptophyta, Magnoliopsida, Asterales, Asteraceae.